Messenger RNA from Peniophora sp. CBMAI 1063, 207 nucleotides. NCBI's taxonomy places the organism in Eukaryota, Fungi, Basidiomycota, Agaricomycetes, Russulales, Peniophoraceae. The record is from the annotation of a GenBank genome assembly.
AUGUUCCAGACUUCUCCACAGCCUUCUUCCUUCCGGACACCUCAUGAGGAUAGGACCUAUGUCAGCCGACUCGCUAAGAAGGCUGCGCGACUCAUCCACAGGAAACACCUUCCAGUACCUUCUGGCACUCCCCAGAAGACAUUGCUGGAGACGGCUCGGAGUUUGAAUCACCAACAGUCCGGUCGGGUAAAAAAGACUGAGGCCUGA